CGGAGGCCGGAGGAACCGAGCCAGAGCCGGAGCCCGAGCGCGGCCGCCGCCUGCCGGGCCUCCCCUCGCCGCGGCCGGCCGCCGCGCUCCCGCCCGGGCGCCCAGCUAUGUACUCCCCGUACUGCCUCACCCAGGAUGAGUUCCACCCGUUCAUCGAGGCGCUGCUGCCUCACGUCCGCGCCUUCUCCUACACCUGGUUCAACCUGCAGGCGCGGAAGCGCAAGUACUUCAAGAAGCACGAGAAGCGGAUGUCGAAGGACGAGGAGCGGGCGGUGAAGGACGAGCUGCUGGGCGAGAAGCCCGAGAUCAAGCAGAAGUGGGCAUCCCGGCUGCUGGCCAAGCUGCGCAAAGACAUCCGGCCCGAGUUCCGAGAGGACUUUGUGCUGACCAUCACGGGCAAGAAGCCCCCCUGCUGUGUGCUCUCCAACCCCGACCAGAAGGGCAAGAUCCGGCGGAUUGACUGCCUUCGCCAGGCCGACAAGGUGUGGCGGCUGGACCUGGUCAUGGUGAUUUUGUUUAAGGGGAUCCCCCUGGAAAGUACUGACGGGGAGCGGCUCUACAAGUCGCCCCAGUGCUCGAACCCCGGCCUGUGCGUGCAGCCACAUCACAUUGGAGUCACAAUCAAAGAACUGGAUCUUUAUCUGGCUUACUUUGUCCACACUCCGGAAUCCGGACAAUCAGAUAGUUCAAACCAGCAAGGAGAUGCGGACAUCAAACCACUGCCCAACGGGCACUUAAGUUUCCAGGACUGUUUUGUGACUUCCGGGGUCUGGAAUGUGACGGAGCUGGUGAGAGUAUCACAGACUCCUGUUGCGACAGCAUCAGGGCCCAACUUCUCGCUGGCAGACCUGGAGAGUCCCAGCUACUACAAUAUAAACCAGGUGACCCUGGGGCGGCGGUCCAUCACCUCCCCUCCUUCCACCAGCACCACCAAGCGCCCCAAGUCCAUCGAUGACAGCGAGAUGGAGAGCCCUGUCGAUGACGUCUUCUAUCCUGGCACAGGCCGCUCCCCAGCAGCUGGCAGCAGCCAGUCCAGCGGGUGGCCCAACGAUGUGGAUGCAGGCCCGGCUUCUCUAAAGAAGUCAGGAAAGCUGGACUUCUGCAGUGCCCUCUCCUCUCAGGGCAGCUCCCCGCGCAUGGCUUUCACUCACCACCCGCUGCCUGUGCUUGCUGGAGUCAGACCAGGGAGCCCACGGGCCACAGCAUCAGCGCUGCACUUCCCCUCCACAUCCAUCAUCCAGCAGUCGAGCCCAUACUUCACGCACCCGACCAUCCGCUACCACCACCACCACGGGCAGGACUCGCUGAAGGAGUUUGUGCAGUUUGUGUGCUCGGAUGGCUCGGGCCAGGCCACCGGACAGCCCAACGGUAGCGGCCAGGGCAAAGUCCCGGGGUCAUUUUUGCUACCACCGCCGCCUCCAGUGGCCAGACCUGUGCCCCUUCCUAUGCCUGAUUCCAAAUCCACCAGCACUGCCCCAGACGGCGCCGCCUUGACUCCUCCAUCACCUUCAUUCGCAACGACAGGCGCCUCCUCUGCCAACCGGUUUGUCAGCAUCGGACCCCGGGACGGCAACUUUCUGAACAUCCCACAGCAGUCUCAGUCCUGGUUCCUCUGAUAAGAUCGACAAAAGAAAUGGCAAAAUGAAAAGAAGAGGUUCCUCAAAAGGGGGGAGAAGAAAUUUUGAGACGUGGAAAAAAAUCCCCCAGCCCAGCCCAGCCCCACCGAAAAGCAAAAAUUAGACGUCGUCAGCCACUCAGCCCUUCUCUCCUCCAGCCCGGGGACCCCUGCAGGCCCCCAGAAGCAGCUCAGUUCUCGGAGAGCCUCAGAAGAGGUCUCGGUGGAGCUGUGCACCAGCAGCCAAGCAGAAAGAAACAUGCAAAACGGACUCUGUCAAGUAGAGGACAGAAAGAAAGGAUGCAGAACUGCCUUCCUCCCCCCACAUCCCGUCCCGGCCUUCUGGGGAAGGAGCAAAAUCCCCAAACAAAGCAACCAGCACAAUUCUGAAGGGGCCUGUCCCCCACCCUCACCCUUCCUAGGGGAACCCCACCCUCGACUAGGGCCGGAGCUUCACUAGGGAGCUCAGAGGACCAGCUUGUAAAGAUGAUGGGGUGCAGAUCCAGAGGGCUCUCCCCUCCAGACUCCACCCCCUCCCUCCCUCACUGCCUUUGCCUCUGGCUUCUUCCCCCAGCUGCUCUGGACCGGGUGAGGCAGGGUAGCCUCGCGAUGUCCCUCUGUCCCACCCUCGGGCUAGAAGCCCCCCAACCCCGGCUGGGCAGGGGGCAUCUCCCGGAGCUAGUUUUGUGCUCCCAGAAUGGAGGGUGUUCUACCACCCGACCCUGAGCUGCAGGGGCAGUUCCCCGAGCCCCAAACCCCUCUGUACAGUCCAUAGGAAAAGGUCGGAAUGCUCUAGACAGCCCAUCCCAGCCUGGGACAGGUCCCCUCUUCCCUCUCUCCCAAGGCAGGCCAGGAAGGUCACCGUCCUGACAUGCUACACGUGAGGGGAGGUGGGCCCCAGGUUGCCCCCACACCCCAGCCCCGCAUGCAGGUGCCCUCGCUCCGCCCCAUCGGUCCCUGCCCCUGCCCCUACGCAGACAGCCCUGCUGUGGCCGGGCCGGAGAGUGGAGCAGAAAGGGGACCCCGGAGUCGAGCGAGGAGGACGAGGCAGCCGCCGCUGCCGUUGGCUAAACCGCCACCCGCGCUAGGUAGGCGUCCUGCUUGCCGACUUUCAGUUCCUUUGGAGGGUGUUGGGUGUCGUCCUUUUUCAAAAGUGUUUUGGAGCUUUCUCUGCCUCCCCUUUCCCCCACGCCACCCCCAUGGCCACUUCUCUCUGGA
Messenger RNA from Lagenorhynchus albirostris (white-beaked dolphin), 2833 nucleotides. It is a transcript of the gene NFIX, whose product is annotated as nuclear factor I X. Bases 108 to 1616 code for a protein of 502 amino acids. The record is from RefSeq and is a predicted model, not a curated record. Gene Ontology annotation, molecular function: DNA-binding transcription factor activity, RNA polymerase II-specific; RNA polymerase II cis-regulatory region sequence-specific DNA binding. Gene Ontology annotation, cellular component: nucleus. Gene Ontology annotation, biological process: regulation of transcription by RNA polymerase II. The transcript is spliced from 11 exons. Lineage: Eukaryota; Metazoa; Chordata; Mammalia; Artiodactyla; Delphinidae.